CUAGGUUUUGUUUCUUCUCUGCCAAAAAAAAAAGAGACACAGAUCCGAGCAUUAAUUAUCAUGUCAGUCGCCAAAGAUCCCUUUGAUGCGCUCCCAGGGGGGCUGCGAUUGUUCUUACGCAAUCUUCAUUCCCUGGUUCCGGUAAAACUAGAGGACAAUAAUUAUCCCUCUUGGUCCUCUACAGUUAAGGCUACGUUGAUUGCACAUCGUCUACUCGGUUACAUUGACGGCACAGAGCAUGUACCAUUGCCAACCAUUGUUGAUGAGAAAGCUUCAUCUGCUACCGACAAAGAACCUGUUAUGAAGGUCAACCUUCUCUCUUCUUCAUCGACGUCAGCAGCUACUAGCGCACGUCAAUUUCUCUCUUCUCCAACGACGUUAGCAGCCACCGGCGCGCGUCAGACUCUCUUUUCUCCAACGACGUCAGCAGCCACCGGCGCGCGUCACACUUCUCUCUUCUCCAACGACGUGAGCAGCCACCGGCGCAUGUCAGACCUCUCUCUUCUCAAAGUUUCCAGUUUCCAGCUAGUGUCCAAGCUUCCUCUUGCUUCAGCCAGAGUUCAGCUUGAGGGAGGAUGCGUGACCUCUUUGAGCCUUGCACGUGAAACCUUAAUUUUUUUAAUCUGGGUGGCGGUGAGUUUCGAACUCGUGACCUCUUGGUCAUUAAGGCUCCGAUACCAUGUCAAGGAACCAACUCAACCACAAGCUCAAGCUUGUGGUUGUGGCUCAGGAAUGAUUGUUAUAUACUCUCUAACCUACUUCAUUUACUGGCACCUUGACUCUGGCGCUAGUACUCAUGUGACAUCUGAUUUAUCAAGGUUGAAUAAUCCAACUCCAUAUCAUGGUCCCAAUUCAGUUACUACGGCUGGAGGUCAGUCUUUACCAAUCUCUCAUGUUGGCUCAGGUCAGGUCUAUACACCUACAGGAAUUUAUGAUCCUGGACAACCACACCAAUACAGUGACAUACAGAGGCCCAUGUGAGCGUGGAAUAUACACCCUUCCAGCCAAACUUGUCUCGAGUAUUGCUCCACUGGUGGCUAAUUCCAUAAAGACAACCUCUCACC
Cuscuta campestris is the source of this 1064-nucleotide messenger RNA. The record is from the annotation of a GenBank genome assembly. NCBI's taxonomy places the organism in Eukaryota, Viridiplantae, Streptophyta, Magnoliopsida, Solanales, Convolvulaceae.